Cadophora gregata is the source of this 1113-nucleotide messenger RNA. RefSeq lists its product as uncharacterized. The transcript is spliced from 6 exons. The coding region runs from base 1 to 1113 and encodes 370 amino acids. The record is from RefSeq and is a predicted model, not a curated record. Lineage: Eukaryota; Fungi; Ascomycota; Leotiomycetes; Helotiales; Ploettnerulaceae.
AUGGCCGACAUUACUGAGACACAAGUUCCUUCCACGGAGUCGUUCGCUGAUCGUGAAGCUGCGCUCAAUCUCCGCGCCCAAGCCCUCGACGCCCGCGAAGCUGCUCUUGACGCAAGAGAAGCAUCACUCGUAGAACGGGAAGCAGCUCUGACUCCACCAGCUGUUCCCGAUGCGCCACCCGCAGUCAUUUUGGAUGACGUGAAGGAGGAGUCCGUUGUGGAGAGUACGCCAGUAGAGGAGAUCAAGGAGGAAGAGACCAAGGAGGAGGAGAAGAGUGACGAAGUAACGCCUGUUGUUGAGGAGGAGAGCAAGAGUGAGGAAAAGACCGAGGGAAAAACCGGAGAGGCAGCUCCAGUUGAGGAGGUGAAGGCUGUUGAGGCAGAGCCUGAAGUCAGUGAAACGACCGAGGAGCCAAAAGAGGUCUCAGAAUCCAUACCAGCUGAGGAGAGCAUAGCCGCACAUGUCGAAGAGCCAUCCUCAACUGCCGACGAAACACCUGCUGCCGCUGAAGAGACGCCCGCUCCCGCCGAUCAAGCCCAAGAAGAGACCUUCGCACCAGCCGAUGAGUUCCCAACUCCAGCACCGAUAACCGAUAUUGAGACCCCGGCUGCGAUUGAGGUAGAGCCUACUUUUGUGCAACCUGAAGAGACAAAGGAGGAGGUGAAGGAAGAGGAUAUCAAGGAGACACCGGUUGAGGAGUCGAAACCUACUGAGGCUGAAGCGAGUGAGACUUUGCCUGUGAUCGAGGAAUUAGCUCCUGUCGAGCAGGCGCCCGUUGAAGUGACCCCUCAAGUCGAAGAGACACCAGCUGCCGUCGAAGAAGCCUCCGCUCCUGCUACCGAAGAAGCACCCGCCCCCUCAUCCUCAGAGCACGUGACAUUCGCACCCACUCCCGAGACCAUCUCAACCCCCGAGCCAGCGACCACUGAAGCAACCGAGCCUACGAUCGUCGAGGAGCCUACUUCUAUUCUGAAGUCGGCGCAAGAAGAGAAGUCGGAUAAGAAGAAGGAGGAAGAGGAGAACACUACUGCUGCUACCGAGAACCCUGUUAAUGAGCAGACGAUUGAUAUCCCUGUUGCGUCGCAUGCGGCGCCGCAGCCGAUUUCGGUUUGA